AUGAAAAAGUCGCUUCUUUUAGUAUUUAUUCACGGCUUCAAGGGAGACAAUGAUACUUUUGGGAGUUUCCCCGAACGCCUAAAGGCAGUGGUGGGCCGCUGUCUGCCCAACGUGCAGGUCGCCACCGCUGUGUAUCCUCGGUAUGAUACUCGCGGCGAGCUGAAAGAAUGUGUGGCCAAUUUUCGGGAAUGGCUACAGAAUCAAGUUAUUGAUUUAGAGGUCGAGAAUCAGACCCCGUCGCCUACUGUUGACCCUUCCGUCCAUGUCUUCCUUAUCGGCCACUCGAUGGGUGGGAUUGUUGCUGCGGAGUCGUUGAUCCUGUUGGCCUCGGAGCAGCCGAUACCCCCGAAAUCCGCCACGGCUCCGGAGGAGGAUACGGGGAAAGCCCGUGCCUCUCCUGUUGUAGAACCUGGCUCGUUUAUGUUCCCGCAUAUUCAAGGCGUGCUGGCUUUUGAUACUCCUUUCCUGGGCAUAGCGCCAGGUGUUAUAUCCUACGGAGCUGAAGGGCAUUACAAGAAUGCCUCGUCUGCGUACAGCGCAGUCUCUGAGGUAGCAGGAUUAUUCGGAUUCGGCGGUAAUAGCGCGUCAUCCCCCAAGGGGGCUACCAACCAGGAGGCUCGAUCGAAACAGCAAACUCCUGCAGUGACCAACAGCCCGGAGCCAUCUACAGAUGCCGCCGCGACACCUUCCUGGCAGCGAUGGGGCCGGUACGCCAUGUUUGCGGGAGCUGCAGGCGCAGUUGCUGCAGGCGGCGCAGCAGCUAUCUACUCCCAGAGACACAAUAUAACCAGCGGAUGGGGCUGGAUCUCGUCGCAUCUCGAAUUCGUUGGAUGUUUGACACGGUCCGCCGAGAUGCGCCAGCGUUUGGACCGCUUGGCCGAGGUCCAGAGGGACCGGGGCAUCGGCUGCAUCAAUUAUUAUACGUGCCUGGGCAAGAAUGCAUCAGCGUUGGUCGAGAACACCGGUCCCGGACAGACCUCUUUUAGUCAAAAGAUCAUACGGUCAAAACACCGCACAUUCUGCACCCUGCCGGUAAACGUAGAGGGCCGGGACCUGCCUGUGCAAGAGGGUCCAGGUCUCGGAUGGGUCCGAGCGGUGAACGAUAAUGCAAGCGACGAAGUCAAGGCGCACAUUAGCAUGUUUCUGCCCAAGCAGAACCCUGCCUUUUUGGACCUCGUUGGCGAUGCAUCCAAAUGGCUCGUGAAGUCCGUCGACAAGAGCUGGUACUCCUCCGCUACGGUUGAUGAGCGCAUUCCACGGACCGACAACAGCAAGGGUGCGGACGACACUGAUAACGGAUUCAUGGAUGGAGACGAUGUCGUGGUUGUGGAUUAG
Molecule: messenger RNA, 1335 nt
Organism: Aspergillus campestris IBT 28561
Lineage: Eukaryota; Fungi; Ascomycota; Eurotiomycetes; Eurotiales; Aspergillaceae
Product: esterase/lipase family protein
Exons: 3
Coding region: 1-1335 (444 amino acids)
Source: RefSeq, a predicted model, not a curated record